Pelobates cultripes (western spadefoot toad) is the source of this 17487-nucleotide messenger RNA. NCBI's taxonomy places the organism in Eukaryota, Metazoa, Chordata, Amphibia, Anura, Pelobatidae. The record is from the annotation of a GenBank genome assembly.
CUCAGUGCCUAAACCCCACCCUGUCCGCGGCACGUGCGCCUGCGCGAGCCCGGCCCCGCCCCACAACCCCCACCAGAACCGGAAGUGGAGGGGCGGGUCCUGGGAGAAGCCUCCGCUGAUCCCUCCUCUCCCGGGCUGCCGCAGUGAAAUUGGGCGCGUUUGCGCAGUGACGUUCUUUUUUUGUUGCAAGGUAAGGCAGGGCUGGCAUGGCGGCCGGGGGCUCCUGGAUCCCAGCCUCGCGGUGUGCCGGGCUCGGCUCUCGCUGGUUCGGGGCGGGGAUGGCGUCGUGCGAUGCAUGCGGCGGGCAUGGCCGGGGGGUGUAGCGGGCCAGGCUGGGACCGGCUCGGGCGGAGAGUUGGCGCCUCGCCUGGCUCCCGGGCGCCCGUGCUGGGCCUGGCCGUGCCGCCCGCUGGCUGGCUGGGAGUGGGCCUGCUCACCAUGCGGGCUGGGUGCGGGGGGAUGGGCGAGGUGCGGCCUGGGAGCCUGCGAACAGCUGCCGGAUCCCCGGCCAGCCUGGCAGCUUUCCCGCGCUGAGCUGCGCUACUGCCCAGGGGCCGCCAUAGUACGGGGCUCCCAAUCCGGCGGCUCCUGCCUGCGGUAACCGGGCUCUCCUGGCCGGCUGGAGCCUGUGCUGGCGGCUUCCGUUUCCUGGGCCAGGCGUGUCUCCGACACGUGGAUAGUGACAGGGCCCGGAGCCCGGCUUCCCCCCGGUCAGACCCACUCGCCAUGGCUGUGACCUUAACCCUAUGGGCACCGCAUGUGGGCACUGCGGGUAGCAUCCUCGGGCACUCAAUGGGUUAACGCAGGCUGGGCCCCCCAAUUCUAAUCCCCAUCUCUGGGUACUGCCUUGGCCCUCUGCCUGUAAAACAUAAGGAGAGCUCCAACAUGGCAAACUUCACAUCGCAGCAUUGUGGGAUAUUACAGAAAUCUUAGAUAUUAAUACAAAGACUGCUUUAACCUCUGCAUUAUUAACUUAAUGGGCAUAGUUACCAGUAUGAAGUGCCUAUUAAAUGUUAGGGCAUCAUGGGAAAUGUACACCAUAUUUUAUAUAUAGAAUUUCAAUGUCUUGCAUAGAUCAUAAUGUGCUUUAGUGUUAGAUUUGUGACAGAUUUGUGACCGUUCAGUGAUUCUUUAUUACCAAUCCUAUGUUUGCCACCUUAGACACCCAGCAACAUGGCAGAUGAUAUCGAUUUCACCACUGGGGAUGCUGGAGCUUCCACCACUUUCCCCAUGCAGUGCUCUGCCCUGCGCAAGAACGGCUUUGUGGUUCUGAAGGGACGUCCUUGUAAAAUUGUUGAAAUGUCUACUUCUAAGACCGGCAAACACGGUCAUGCCAAGGUAAAUACAAGAAAGCUAGUAAUGAUUAAAUUUGUGUGUGUGUGUCUAAAGAAUAUAUAAUAUGCACUGGCAUGUUAAAUUCCUCUGGUGGAACAGUUCUGAUUAGUAGAAAUAGUAAUUGUCUUUUCCAGUCUCGUUGGCUAGAUGCACAGGUGCAGUCAAAAAGUGACUAUUACGUAUGUAACAGUAGACGUCCGCUCUUAAUGCCCAUUAAAGUAUAACAUGACUGUCUUUUGUAUAGUAAGCCAGAUGUAUAUUGUUAGAAGAUCACAAAGUGAUUGUGGGACUUGCAUAAAGGCAUCGUAGUCGCAGUGUUUAUAGUGUUUGCUUAUACAGGGGCUCCAAAAAUACUAUUCUAUUGACUAUAAAGCUUCUGGCUAUAUACAGUUUACCAUAACACAGUGAGAAGGCACGACCACUGGACACCAUAACUUAAUUGAGAUGAAAGUCUAACAUCUAGUUAGAUGUAGUGAUGUUUCCAUGGACACAAGUACUGCAUUGGUUGUCCUGUGUUGGACAUUUCAUUCUCAAAUUCAUUAGUGGUGUUUAAUGGGAUGGGGGGGAAAACAAGGAAUCUCACUUUCAGAGAAGUUACAUUUUCUAAUUAAGCAAAGGUGGUACAUAUUUAUUGCUUGUGGUUUCAGAAAACAUUUAGCAUUUCUGUUGAUUUGUUUUGCAGGUUCACCUUGUUGGUAUUGAUAUUUUCAGCGGUAAGAAGUAUGAAGAUAUUUGUCCAUCUACCCACAACAUGGAUGUUCCAAAUAUUAAAAGAAGUGAUUAUCAAGUAAGUUGACCACAUUUGAUUGCAAUCUACACUUUGAUACAAUUGUCAUCCUAUCUGUUGUCUCCUUUUAAGAGUUCAAAUACUUAUGUGCUGUUAUUUCCCCGCACAUAUAUUUAAUAAAGCAGAGCACAAUCUGUUGGCAAUAUGUAAAUGUCCGCAAUAAACAUUUGUAUUUAAAAGCAUCUAGACAGUUUAAUGGUUUAAAAUCUCUUCUCUGGAUUUAAUUAUCUAAACAAAUGCUCUGGAUAUCUUGUGCAGUCAUUGCAUUGUGGCUAUAUGCACCUAUUCAACUAUCGUACCAGCCUUCUACCAUAACUGCUACAGCUCUCUUCCUAUAAUAAAACGCUUUGAUACUUGUUUGUUUUUUUGUUUUUUUUUGGUGCCUGUGCUUAUUCCCAUCUUAAGUAGUGUCAAAAUAGGAACAAAAUUAAGAUUUUUCAACAAUAAUAGGAACUGUUGCUCUAGGAUAUUAUUGAGGACUGGAUGGACCAUAGGCUCCCGGAGGAUCAAAGUAAGUGUCCAUCAAUAUAAAACUUUCCACUAUGAUGGCUCCAGGUAUAAUAGUUGACUACUUACAAUAUAUAAGGAGGGGAGCUGUAUUGUUCUUGGAAUAUUCAUAUAUUUUUAAGUUCAAACUGAGAUCACAAGCUGUAUUUGUGUGAAUAUUUAUGGCCCAGUAAACUUUGCCAGCUAUGGUAUCUUCCAUAACUUGAUUAUAUCACUCUAAAAUAUUUUGCAGCAUUACUUUAAGUUGUAUGAAUAGUUACAACGGCUCUUUCACAUUCUGGGGUCUUUGCCAUAAAUGCAUAUUUUGUAUUGCCCCCUGACUGUAGCACAAGGUAGAUUUUUACUUCCCUGGAGCUGUCCAUGGAGGGUGCCUCCAUCUUUAUCUUCGGUUCCUAGUGUUUCAUCUGCCAGGAGCCUACAUUGGUGCAGCACUCUAUAUAAGAUCCCACAAGGCUGCAGGAGCUUCCACAGGCAAUAGGUUUUUCCUCACAGUAGUCACUAGUGUGAUUAGAGCAUGGCGAUGGCAGCUCCACCUUUUAUCAAGUGGAAGGAAAACACAAGACGGUAGUCCUUGCUUUGUGUUGGUUUCUUUUGACUGCAUUGUAAUUUGAUUGAAAUUAUGUGUAGGUAGCUGCUGCAGCUCUUCGUGAACAGGCUUUCAGUCUGUUUUAAGUUUGGAUAGCAUUGAUUAGCUGUUCAAUGCUGCAUUGGCUCUUCUGUGACCCUUGGUUUUUCAAACGGUUUAACACAGAACAAGAGGCUGCAUUUGCUAGCACCAUAAUUGUGAUGGGCUGUAGUUGGUGUGUUCACAAGACACAAAGGGUUACUCAACAAAUUUAUACAGUAUUGUCUGGUGUGUAUGUUUUGUUUUUUGUAAGUAGCCUUUAAGGACACAAAAAGAUGGAAAAAAUAGCACACUUUACCAUUCUUUGUGCCACAGAUGUUCCCACGCUUGCAUCCUCGAUGCUUGCUUGCAAAUAAAGUGGCUAACAAACGGAGAGGGAGAAAAGGCAGGUGUAGUAAAUCGCACAUAUUUAGGAAUUCCAUUGCAACCCAUACACUAAAUUAAUCUAUAGUUUUAAUCGACUUCAGCAUAUAGCAAGUCUGUUGACUUUGUUGAUAUUGCAUAGCUAAAGCUGUGUUGAUAAGUGUCAUUUCAUCCAAACUAAAAUGGGCAUUAAUCACUUUAGAGCAUAAUGACACAGGUUAAAUCCCUGAUCACACCAGCGAGUACCAGCUAUCAAUUGUGCUGCUGAAGGUCAGCACUGCAUUUAGCCCUUCAAAUCCAUAGAGAACACUGCAUCUGAGUGGUCAAGCUCAGCCAGUAGUUUUCUCACUAGAUCUAGUGUUUGUGAGACCCCCAGCGUCUAAACAGACCCUGGAGGGUCUCCCACAAUGUCCCAAUUGCAGUUUGAUUAGCGCUGGGCUUUGUCAGUUGCCCAGCACCUAUCUAAUGCACUGGGCAUACUAUAAUCCAUGAAACUGAUGGGAGGCUGUCGUUCUAUAAAUAGCUAGUAGAUGGCAGCAACUUACCCUUAUCUUGGAUUUCCCUUUGCUAGUAUCUGCUUAGAUAUUAGCAGAGGGGAACCUUUGGGAUUAGUAUUCAGAUGUGUUUAGAAUUUAAUUUUAGUAUUGGAAUUGGCUUCCAGAUUAGGAUUCAAGCCAGCAAGGGAAUUCCUGUGCUGACAUUACAGGGAAUCCGUCUAACACUAUUUAUAUGGAUAUAUGUGACGGUUAUAAUUAGACUAUGGGUUAGGAUAAAGGUGUUUUAUUAAAUUUGGUUUAGAAUUAGUGUUUUAGUUUAGGCUUUUAACUGGGAUUAAUACUACUUUGCAAAGGUAUACAAGUUGGGGUAUCAUUCUCAGGUGUUCUAGAAUAGUUAAAAGGACACUAUAGUCACCAGAACAACUACAGCUUAUUGAAUUUGUUCUGGUGAGUAGAAUCAUUACCGUCAGGCCUUUUGGUGUAAACACUCUUUUCACAGAAAAUGCAGUGUUUACAUUACAGCCUAGUGAUAACUUCACUGGCCACACUUCAGAUGGCUGCUGGAGAUCCUUACUUCAUGGCUGCCUAAAAUGCAUCCAAACAUUCAGUGUUUCCUCCCUCUGCAUGCAGACACUGAACUUUCCUCAUAGAUUCAUUGAUUCAAUUCUCCUCUAUGAGAAGAUGCUGAUUGGCCGGGGCUGUCUCUUGAAUUGUGCUGGCUCUGCCCCUGAUCUGCCUCGUCAGUCUCAGCCAAUCCUAUGUAGAAGCACUGUGAUUGGAUCAGGCCACCACUUCUGAUGUCAGCAGGCAGUGGACAAUUUAAAAGUAAACUGGGACAAAGUCAGCAGCUUCAGGCUUGAAUACAAGUAAGAUUUUACCAUAUUUAGGGAGGCAAGGGGGACUAGAUGGCAGUUUUAACCCUAUAGGGUCAGAAAUACAUGUGUUCCUGACCCUAUAGUGCUCCUUCAAAAGAACACUAUAUGCUGAAGUGGAUUACAUGCAUUCCUGACCUUAGUGUUAGAAAAGCAUGUUAGGUUGCUUCCUCUAUCCCCUCCACCACACCACACCAAAAAAACUUUUAUUCCAGCUGGCUCUGUCUAUUUGACUGAGAUCGUAAUUGAGAAUCUCUGUCAAUAUAAAGCUUUGGUAAGCAAAUCCACACCCGCUGCAAAAUACCACCCAACACCAAUCUGCGUUAAAUGCUUCUCUAUGAAGAAUGUUCAGCACUGUGCUUACAUAAAAGGGAAGAAAAAAAAUAAUGGACUGGUUUAAUAGAUUCAGCUUUGUAUUUUCACACAAACACCUUGAUAGUGGUAUGAAGUGUCAUUCUGUACUCGGGAGAUAUAGUUAAGCUCAAAUUAGUGAUUUUGUUACAGUAUAGAGUUAAAUUUGCAAAAAAGAUAAAAUACCAUGAACUCUGGGGGGGAAUGGUGCUAAAAUGGCUGUAUGUAAGGCUCAAAAUAUACUAUGUGGCAUACCACGUGAUGUUGAAUUUCACAAAUUGUAUGCAUCCAUUGUGCAAUUCAAACACCCCAAAAUGAACCAUAAACUCCCUAAAAUUCGUCUCUACAAAUUUUAACAUUAAAAGCUGAUAUGAUCGUCUCUUAUGGUGCUGUAGCAUCAGAGGAUAGUGGCAAAGGCAUGCAUUGUGGGUGUCGUACACCGAAGAUGUAUCUGAAUACAUUAUGGGGUUUUGCCUUGCCCCCUAAAUAUAGUAAAAUCUUUGGCUGCUCAGAAGUGGUAAUAUCUGCCAAUCACAAUUAUUUACCAUGGGAAAGCAUUGGAUUGGCAGAUAUUGUCAAGGAGGCAGUCAGCACAAGCCAAACAGUCAUAUCUCCUUAUAGAGCUGCAUCUCUGAGGAAGGUUCAGUGUCUCGGUGCACAGGGUGGAGACCCUAAAUGCCAAUGCUGCGCAGCACUGCCCCAGGAAGCACCUCUAGUAGCCAUCUGAAGAUUGGCCACUGAAGGUAUCCCUAGGCUGUAAUGUAAACACUGCUUUUUACUGCAAAAAUCCCAAAGGUACUGAUUAUAUUCACCAGAACAAAUACAAUAAGCUGUAGUUCUGGUGACUAUAGUAUCCCUUUAAAUUACAUUGGAGCAAACCUACAGAAUAAAUUCAAGGUUUUGGUUCAGAAGGCAGACAAUUACCUCUGUCCUUAAAGGGACACUAUAAUCACCAAAACAACUUUACCUCAAUGAAGCAGUCUUGAUGUAUAGGUCAUGCCGCCGGAGUUUCACUGUUCAAUUCCACUUAGAUGUUAAAUGACUUGAGUCUGUUUAUGCAGCCCUAGCCACACCUCCCCUGGCUUUGACUGACACAUCCUGCAUGAAAACAAUAUGGUUUCGUUUUCAGAUGUUAAGUUGCUUUAAGUUUUUAUCUUUUGCUCUGUAAAUUGAACUUUACUCAUAAACAGGAGGUUUCUGAAGAGAGCAGAAGUUGUGUCCCUUUAAGGGGUUAAGCAUUUUGUGGGUGGUGAUUCCUGCUUCUCAGCACUAUUUAGUGCUUACAGAUUCUUCCCGAGGUGCCAUGAGUUACAAUUUAUAUGGCCAAUCUAAAGACUUAGAUUGCAUAUAGGGUAUAGUCUUGUUACGCACACAUUAUUGAAGUCAAAAUAAUCCGAACAAUUUUUGGAAGGUUAAUUUUUUUCACCCCAUUCUUUUGCAUAGCCCUUGGAAUAUUUAAUGUAAUCCAGGGAAGGCAAGUUUUGUCAAGCAGAUGUGUGAACAGGGCAAAAAUGAUGCAUGGGUGGUAUUCUUAUUUCAUAUUCUAAAAAUUGGCUAACUGCACGCUUUUUUCUUCAAAACGUAAGUCUGUCAUGCAUCCUGUAACAGCGUUAAAACAUAGAUCCUACAAGGAAUAACUUGCCACAAUUAACUUUUGGAGUUGUUUAAAGCAUGGUGAUUGAGUAUUACUUCCUCUCUUGUCUUUUUUGUUCAAGUGCUUAAAUAAAACUACAGUGUUUACAAACUUAUGACACCGUAUACACCUGCUUAUUUACAGGUCUGUUUUGUUUGUGGCCACUGUCCUUUACCCCUUAAGGACACGUGACAUGUCAUGAUUCCCUUUUAUUCCAGAAGUUUGGUCCUUAUGGGGUUAAAGGGACACUCCAGAUCCCUAAAACAUUUUAGCUUGAUUAAAAGCUUUUGUGUGACUUUUUUUUUUUUUAAUUCAAAUUACAAGUUACUUUUAUAAAGUAUACUGGUUACACGCCCCUGGCUUUUCAAGCAGACAACAUGUCCUGUUACUUCCUGGUUUGGUUAGCUUUGCACUCAAAUGCAGCAAUUGUUCACAGCACCUGUAUUCGGAAGUCUGUGAAUAGACAGUCUGGUUGGGGUUCGAAGAGGAGGGCUUGCAAAGGCAGCAGACAUGAGAUCUGCUGUUUUUAGCUAUAACACCAAUGAAAAGAUACAUAAAUGCAUGCAAGUUUUCAUUUGUUAGAUCUAUUAACCCCUUAAGACUGGAGGGUGUACUAUUACGCCCUAUUUUAGGCGGCUCUAAACGCCGCCGGGCGUAUUAGUACGCCCUCCGGUCUUUCAUUACUUACCCGGUCGCUGGUUAUCGCAUUUGGGGGGACUCCCAGGGAGCCCCCUGCGGCACAUCCAGCCUCCUGGAAGCCCCCCCGGCCAUGUGACAGUGAGGUCCUUGCGACCCUGGUCCCACUGCUGGCUGGAAAUAAAAUUACAUAAGUUAAGUGUAAAAAAAAAAUUUAUACUUAGAUCAUAUAUAGAGAUAUACAUAUACAUACACAUGUACACUGUCUAGGUGUAUUUUACUAUUAAUAUAUAUUAAUAUCAAAUUACACGUAGACUGAUAUUGAUUAAAUAUAUAUAUAAUUAUUGUUAUAUUUAUAUAUAAUAUAAAAUUUUUUUGUAAAUACGUUAAAAAAAAGAUGUGUUAUUUCGUUCUAACUGUAUUGUGAUAUUAAUAUAUAUUUAUAUCAAAAUACACAUAGAACGAAAUAAUAUAUCUAUAUACAUAAAUAUAUACCUAAUAUAUAAAUAAAAAUAUUUAAAAAAAUUAUAUAUACAUAUAAUUCCCUAGGACUACAAGCACCCGGUAUGUAACCUUUUAGCCUGAGUGCAAGGAUUUCUAUGUUUAUAUAUUAAUUCUACAUAUAUAUUUAUGUAAUUUUACAUAUAUAUUUAAGUAUCUUAAUUACAAUUAGCGGGACCUGUCUGACAACCCAUACCGAAAGUAAAGGGAAUUUAAUUUGCUAGCGCUAUAUUUAACCCUAUAACUUUCCAAGACACCAUAAAACCUGUACAUAGGGGGUACUGUUCUACUUGGAGGACUUCGCUGAACACAAAUAUUAGUGUUUCAAAACAGUAAAAUGUAUUACAACGAUGAUAUCGCCAGUAAGUGAAGUUUUUUGCAUUUUUCACGCACAAACAGCACUUACACGGACGAUAUUAUUGCUGCAAUACUUUUUACUGUUUUGAAACACAAAUAUUUGUGUUCAGCGAAGUCUUCCGAGUACAACAGUACCCCUCAUGUACAGGUUUUAUGGUGUUUUCAAAAGUUACAGCGUCAAAUAUAAGGCUUGUUUCAUUUUUUUCACAUUAAAAUUUGCCAGAUUGGGUACGUUGCCUUUGAGACCCUAUGGUAGCCCAAGAAUGAAAAUUACCCCUAUGAUGGCAUACCAUUUGCAAUAGUAGACAACCCAAGGUAUUGCAAACGGGUAUGUCCAGUCUUUUUUAGUAGCCACUUAGUCACAAACACUGGCCAAAAUUGGCGUUUUUUGCAUUUUUCACACAAACAAAUACUAACGCUAACUUUGGCCAGUGUUUGUGGCCAAAUGGCUACUAAAAAAGACUGGACAUACCCCAUUUGCAAUACCUUAGGUUGUCUACUAUUGCAAAUGGUAUGCCAUUAUGGGUGUAAAUUUCAUUCCUGGGCUACUAUACAGUCUCAAAGACAACGUAACCAAUCUGGCGAAUUUAAAUUUCGAAUGGAACGUGCUAUAUUUGACCCUGUAACUUCCCAAAACGCCAUAAAACCUGUACAUAGGGGGUACUGUUUUACACGUGAGACUUUGCUGAAUACAAAUAUGUGCAUUUUUUUGCAGUAAAAGCAAACAGUAUUAAGACAUUGACAGUUAAAAUGUCAUGUAGAACUAAAAAAAAUAACAGAACUUCUAAUUUUCUCAAAUUUUUUUCAUUAAAUUAUGUUUCAUAGCUAAAUAUUUGAUAUUAAAUGAAAGCCCUGUUUCCCCUGAAUAAAAUGAUAUAUGAUAAGGGUGGGUGCAUUUAAUAUGAAAGAGGUGAAUUACGGUUGGACAGACAUGUAGCGCAAAUGCCAGGUUUUGUUUACAUUUUGUUUCGUUCACAACGUGUACAUUUGGCUCCGUCCUUAAGGGGUUAAACCGUGAUAUUUAUUUUGUAUUUGGGCAGUGGAGUGGACCUUUUUAAGGAGUAAGGGAUCUAAUUUCUUAAAGCAACACUCACUUUUAUCAAACCCAUUGCCAACAAAUCUUGGUUUUCUGUCUCACUCUUUGAAGCAGUGAGUGCUUUUCAAAGGGAAGCAUUUGUUUUAGUGCGUUUUUUUUGGGAAGUGUUGGUAUAUCAGAGCAAUUGCUGCAUAUGUGCCACGCAUUCCAAUGAGCCACAUUGUUCCACUUUUUGAAAUGUGCUUUAAAGAGGUCUAUAUGAAAUAUGCAUGUUGACUAGAAUGAAAAUGUUUUGUCAACAUGUUGACAAAAUGUUUGUGGGUACUUCAUUAAUACAUGCUCCUGAAGGAUGAAGCACCAGGAGCUGAAUAUGGAUGAUUGCAAUACCCUCAAUGGCCUUUUCUACUUUGGCCACUGCAUGAAGUGAGCUUAUCACUUUCAGAGGGUUUUGCAACUUAUGUAAAGACCUGAUGAAGUGACAUGCCCUGCUUUAAGCCUAUUUUGUAAUUGUAUCUAAACUUUCUGUACAUAAAAUUAUAUAAUCUGUUUGUGGUGGUGUGCUAGCGUAUUAGUAUAAACUUGUUUUUAAAUGGUUGUAAAUAUAAACCUGCUGUAUGGUGGUUAACGUAAAGUGAUUUAAUUUUUUUUCCCACUAGCUGAUUGGGAUCAACGACAAAUACCUUUCCCUUCUGACUGACAGUGGUGAUGUUCGUGAUGAUCUUAAGCUGCCAGAUGGUGAUUUGGGAAAAGAAAUAGAAACUAGAUUUGAAGGCGGAGAAGAGAUUAUGGUAAGGGGACUUUCGUGCGGUUUUAUUUGUAUUGCUUGUUUAACAAUACUUCCAAGGCAUAAUAUCCCUUUACUUGAGUAUGUAAUACUGUAUGUUUUGAGUUAAUUUAAUGUCAUAUUCAAGGGGUAUACUUUUAGCUAGCAUCUUUGCAACUACGUAGUUAAUGAUUGUUGCAUUUGUCUUUCAGAUCUCCGUCUUGUGUGCUAUGAAUGAGGAGUAUGCCGUUGCCAUCAAGGCCAUGACCAAAUAAACAUAUUCCCAGGCUCGAGCAAAGUGCUCAGGUCAAGAUAAACAGAUCUUAAAUUUGGUUCUGAUUGUCACCAAAGCAUAUGGCCUUUUCAAAACCUCAUUAUUUUUUUUUUUCAAUUGUUUUCAUGUGUUUGCUCGAAGCGGAAAUGGGCAAUGCAGGUUAACUGGCUAUUUUCCAAAUCACUGCAGUUAAAUUCAGUUUGAAUGCUUUAGGUGUUGAUAUCCUUGCAGGUGUUCAUUUUGAAGGUCCAUCUGAACUGACAGCAUUAGUUUUGUUGCAUCAAAUCUGCUCCAGAUGCAUAGUUUAAAUCAAGUGUUGAUGAGAAAUACUGGUUACAUACACCUAGGAUAAAAGGACAGUUGACUGGGCAGUGUGAUUUUUUUUUUAAAAGUACCCCUUAGUAUAUCUUAGAACAAAAUGAGACCUAGAACUCUAAAACUAAAAAAUAAAGUUUUAAGCCUUAUGCAUGUUAUGUCUGGAGUACAAAGUUCACAGCUUGGACUGAGUAAACUUAAGUGAUUUAGAAAUGCCAGUUUGUUUGCAACUUCCCUGUCCCAUCAUUAUAAAACAAAUUUAAAAGUCCUGAUGGCCAUGUGCAAACAAAAUUGUAUUACCUCUGUACUCUCCUAUGCCAACAUGUUGGCUUGCAUAUUGUAACCUUAUAAACUGGUGUCAAAGCCUGCCUAAAGUUUAGACAGGCACUCUGUAUGUUGUAUGAUUUACAUAGUGGGCAUACAUGGCACAAAUGAGGGUUAGAGUUGUUAACGCUACAGAUUUUCACUUGAGGCCUUUGUCAUCAGACUGAAAAAAAAAAUAAAAAUAGAAAAAUGCAGUUCAGUUGCUUUUUUCCUUGUAUUUAUCUUGAAAUAUUAAACUGAGUAAAGACCUACCUGGGAAUCGGUUUGCAGUGCUUCCAGUGUGAAUUUUUAUUUUGUGGAUUCUACCUUUUGUGACAAUGUGGACAAUGAUCAUGCAAUCGUCAAGUACUUUUAUCAAAGCUGUCAAAUCCCUCCUAUAUACUUAACUGUGUUAAUACAUCUAAGGUACCUUUUUAAAAGCUGGUAUGGUAACAGUUCUGGAUUUAAUCUCCAAUUACCUCGCCCACCAACCUUGGCGGAAUCCUCUUCCCUCACAUGCAUUCUGGGAAGUAAGAUCUUCAUAGUUUGUGCAGCACAACAUUUCUGUGUAAAAUUGACGUAUAACAUCUCCUCUCCUGUGCCUACUUACUUUAAGCACCUGCCCUACAACUGAACAUCCUUCUGAUGUCUUUAAAGCUACAUGUGGCUUAAAUUGGAUGAUUUGCUUACACUUCUUACCGCUACGUAGAAAUCCCACAAAUUUCUUCAUGUACUUUGUGUGAACUUUUAAGUGUUAAAUUUGGUCAGUUUGUGUAUUUCAUCUUGAAGGACACCUAGUGCAGGAAUGCUGGUUACUGUAAUCUUUUGAUUUUUCUUGAAAGGUUUAGGAAAAUUGUAAAUGUGCGGACUAACACUGGCUUCUAUUCUCUGCAUGCAUUCAGAAUAUGCAGUCUAAAGUGACACUAAACAAAUGUUGCUACUCAUCUGUCGCUUCUUAAUGAAAACCUGUAUAUUCACCCGACUGAGUACACAUUAGUGAAUGGUUCGAUUUUGACCCAUUGGUGAUCUUUAAGGGCUAGAGUUUGGUUACUGCUCUAAAAUGCACUGACAUUCUAUUAUUCACUCAAUGUGUUCUUUCAAAAAGAAACUGCUUAAGACUAUCUAAACUGUCAACUUGUGUGAAAACAUGGAGUUACUUAAAAACUGGUUAAAAAAAAAAAAAAAUUCUUUACUCAUUAUGUACAACUUGCAAUGAGUCCUUAUACUUUUUUUCUUUUUGUGCAUGGCCAUCAAUCUGUUGGCAACAUUAUGGUUUCUAGUCUCCCGUUGUGAUGUUGGGAUCUAGAUGUCCUUGGUAAUUUUGCAGAAAGUAAUAUGUAUAGGUCUACUCUGGGGGGACGACAGUCCUUUGCACAAAAGGAUUGAAAUGACCAACACUAUUAUAGCAGAUGUGUUGUGACUUUAAUUUGUGCUUUUCCUUCUUGCCCAGCUUCACUUAAGCAUAGAACCUACAAACAUGUGAAAGUUGGUUUAAAUGGCUAAUUAUGUAACUGCUUAUUUGCAUACAUUUCAGAUUCAAGUUAAAUGUUAAAUUGCUCUUGCUAAUGUAUGUUACAUCUGUGGUCUACAGUUACUUUGCAUCAUAAAAUGUACACUUGUUUUGUAAAUACAAACUUUAAGUGGUAAACAGUCUGGGGUUUGUAGGUAUUUAAACAAUUGUAACAAUUUCAAAGUAGGUGUGCUAAGGUUUCUGGAUUAUUUUCUACAAUAGCACCUAAAAUGUCAUCCUCUCAGAUAAGGUGACUAAACAACCACCACGCCCCCCAAAAAAACUUUUUUUUUUAAUCCAUGAAAUAUCGCUGCUGUUAAACAUCUUUAGACAGACGACAUCUGCAAUGUUUGAAUGCAAUAAGGAAAGUUCAAUCGAGCGCCUCCAUGAUUGAAAGAAUAUCUUGCGUCAGAACAUUGUAUUGGUGGAAUGCAGUGCUUAGCAGUAGCUGUGGGACUCUAGUGUCCUGUUAUGAGGAUAAACUCAUAACUAUGUAUAAGAAGCUAAUACAAAAAGUUGAAUGGCGAUAUGAAAAGCAUUUAUUCAAUUCUUCUUGUUUAAUGUAAUGAGAAUAAGGAGCUGUGCCUCCAUUUUAGUAGAUGUAAAAUAAACUUGCUUCAUUCCCAGAAUUUAUGGCCCCCAUUUACUAUAACCUGCUAUAUUAUACACUUUUUAACCAUUGUGUUUAGCAGGAUAUCUGCUAUAACUAGCUGCUGGUUUAUUUUUAUGAAUUUGUUUCCAACUCAAGUUGUAACCUAGGUGCGCAAUGUGAUCAUUAUUCAGUCAUCAACCUAUUGCUGGAACUUUUGACAAUCUCACUAAUUCAAAUACCUGGUUUUGUUUUAAUUAUCUGGACCCAGUAGACCUUCAGCUGUUCCAUUGUGAGCUAUAUUGAGUGCUAUUUUACCAGAUACUACAAAGGCUUGUCAUUCUUGGCAAUAUAUAGUGUACUUGCUGGUUUCUUAACUUCAAAUAUAGGCUAGCAUAGCCUAGCUUUUUGACCAGCUUAGUUGAUAUUUCUCUAAAUUUGGCUGGGCUCGAUGCUUUAACCUUCUGAUUUCCAUUUCCUGUAAUAUGCGUUUAGUGUAAACCCUCUAUCUUUAGUGUCUGGUUAUAGAGCCUUGAUGCAAGAUGCAGUCCUCUGGCAAUCUGGGGCACAGUGUCUAGUUAUACGUACAUGUGUCUUGGCCUGGUGAGCUAUGUAAAAUACAAUUCUUCCCAUAUUUGGAUUGUAAUCAGUGGCUGAAAGUCGUUGCGUUUGUCUGCUAAAUAAUGUGACUGCAACGCAGUUUAAUUGACACUGAAAAUGUAAACUUCCAGUACAUUACUUGCUCUCUUACAUGUUCCUUUAGUAAACACACAGAUACUUGUAAUUUACUGUUUUAAAUGGUGCCCCCAUUGGUUUUUAACCAUUGGGACCUCCUAAAAUAGUACAAUGCCCUAAGCAAUUGCCUGGCCUAGUUGAAGGUGUUUUCUAGAACACGUUAUAUGUUGUAUUACAGUUGGCAAGUGGUUCACUGAGUUACUGUAACUAAAGGAUGGAUUUCCAUGCAAAUACCAUGUCUUUCUAAAAGUUAUUCAGGGUUUUCUCCAAAAAUAUCUAAAAGGUGUGGCUCAGGCCUGUUAGGUGUGUAUAUUUUGCCACUUAAGGUUAUAUGUAAAAUGGGCUUGUAUAUUUUGUAUUUCACUUAAUUCAAACCUAAUAAUGUAAAAUGUAAUGUAUAUUGCCAUCCCAUUACUGUGGAUUGCACAAGUAGUUAAACACUAAUAAAGGAUAGGCUCUGUCAGAUGUGUCUAGUUUGGAAUCUUUUUGGGAGAAAAUAAACUAAAAUGAUUACGGACUAUUUUCGGUAUAACUUUUUUUUUUUUUUAGUAUGACAGUCAAGAUCAAAAUCGAGCACAGUUCAAAGAUUAUUGGUAAUGCAUCAUUGUUGGGAGGGUGGCAUGGUUGGCAUGAUUGUAAUAUUAAUGCUAUAAUUCAGAGAUUAAAAUUACUAGUUUGACAAAUGAGGGACAUGCUUGAAUUAUAGGAGUUUGUUAUAGUAGGAAACAAGCUAGAAAAGCCUCUAUGGGAAAGACUGAGUAUAGGUUCCUAAUUUCUUAAAACAUCCCAGACAUUGGGCCACAGUACCACUGAGUUUCACGGACCACAGAGAAAGGCAGCAUGCAGACAAUGAACAAUAAAACUUAAUAAAACAGAUCAGAUAAAGAUGUUUUAGGUGACUUUAAAGCGAUGCAUCUUUUCAGUCAGCCUGUUACUACAGCUGGAAGGCUUAAAAGAGCACUAUAGGUUCAUAAACAUGUAUUCCUGACCCUACGGUGUUAGACAUUAGCCCCCUGAUUCCUUCUUGUCUCCCUAAAUAUAGUAAAAUCGUACUUGUAUUAAAGUCUGUUGCUGCUGGCUCUGCCUCUGACCUUCCCCUGUCUGACAUCAGCACAAUGCUUCCAUGUAAGGACUCGAUCAAGGGGCAGAGCCAGCAUAAGUCAAACACAGCCCUGGUCAAUCAGCAUCUGCUGAUUGAGAUGCAUUGAAUCCAUUCAUCUCUAUGAGCAAAGUUCAGUGUCUGCAUGCAGAGGGUAGAGAGACUGAAUGCCAAUGAUGCUUACUCUGCAGAACUGCCCAAGGAAGCACUUAUAGCAGCCAGCUAAGGGGUGACCAGUGGACAUUAGGCUGCAAUGUAGACACUAAAUUUUCUCUGAAAAGACAGGGUUUACAGCAAAAAGCCUGAAGGGAAUGAUUCUACUCACCAGAACAAAUACAAUAAGCUGUAGUUCUGGUGAUUAUAGUGUCCUUUUAACAGGUGGAGAGUUCAGAGACAGCAAUGUCCUUUCAGCCACAGGCUGGAUUGUAGGCCAGCAUCUGUGAAUCAUGUACUUGGACAUUCGGGUAGCCAGUCUUUCUCCAUUGGGGAGACACAGAAGGUGUGAAUGGUACACCACCAACGGUUGCAGUCUGUCCUAUGGCCAUGGGUCAUCAAAAAGGUGGCCCUCAGCCUAAGCGGGCUAGUAGUUGUAGAAAGGUGUGCAUGAGUAUAUUGAUUGUUCAGAGGAGGCUCACACAACCAGACCCUUACUCCUCCGCAGAGUAGUAGCCUACUGAUGUGCUUUCCAAAAGCGCUCAAUGGUCAUCUAGUGGUUUCUAGAAUUGGGUGUGGGUGCUCCACAUCAGUGAGAGUUGAAGGUCAGUGGGGGCCAGGUUUUCUUGACAAGCUUUAGAAGGCGCGGCCAUCUGCAAAACUAGAUACUCCACCAGCCUCACCAAAAUUUGUCUGCUGCACAGAGCAAUGCCAGUAGUUAAACUAGUUUGUUGCCAGUUUCCAACACAUUUUACGGUGCUAAUUGAGUGGCAUCUUGAUAAAUUUGUUUUACAACUCUGCAUAAAGUUUGAAGGCCUAUUUUCAGACUAAUUACUCUUAGUGCAACACAUUUUAUAAUUUCUUCUAUUUAUUGCCAGAAAAACACGUUGAAAUGAUUCAUGUCUAUUCAGAAAUGUGUUUGAUGGAGCAUGUCAUUGCAUAUGUCAUAGGUUAUCAGUGCUCCUCUGAGAAGCAUUGGAUUAGACUGAGAUUAGAAUUGAUCUAAGGAGGAACUGCUAAGAAAACAGUUUCAAAAAAAAUGACCACAGGUGAGUUGUAUGAUGAACUCUUGUAAUUCCACAGGGGAAAAAAAAAAUUGUUCAAAAAUGUAAUGUUUUGAUUUGUCAGGCUAUAUAUUUGCAUGGAGUUUUUUUUUUUUUUUCUUGAUCUUGUGAAGAGACCAGAAAAAUGUCAUCAAAAUGGUUACAAGGAAACUUGGUUAUUGGUGAUACUAGCACUGCUCUAAUUUGAACGUUGGAUGUACUGUAUAGUAUAUUUUUCAUAGCUCUUUAGGCCAGUAUAGUAUAAAAAGUGGUUAAUGAAGUUAGAUUAUUGCUCAGAUUCAAAAUAACUGCAGGGGAAAAAAAACACACUGCCUAACCAGUGCCCCAGUGAAGGGGUAGGAAUGUCCUGGUAUAUAUGUUGUUGCUCUACUCACAUUGUAUAUAAUUGCCAUCAAACUCAGGGUUGUCAUUAUGUGCCCUUAUUCUCUAUAACUCCUCUACAUCACAUAAGCACUAUUGCGAAUAUUAUGGCUAUUGCACAGUAAACCCAUAAGCCAACAGUUUUUUAAUACUUUCACCAAGGAACACUGCUUGUUUGCUGCUCCCAUAUCCCAGUGGUUUGAUGUCCUUGACGAUGUGGACAGUAGACUUAAUUGGAACAGUACUGGGCAAGGUUUAUGAUGAUUACAAGAUAAGGUGAAGUGAAAAUGCUGAAUAAAAACAAACAGCACAACUUUAUUUUAUAUAAUAUUGAUAAACAGCAAGUGCCUAAAGUAAAAACUGAAGCAAUCCUGUAAUGGGCUCAGUCGGUGCAGGUUUUGGGCUGAAAUAUCUAUUGCUUAUGCGAUAAACAGGUUUCAUCAGUACCCAUACCGACAAGGGAGCAGUUUAGAAUGUCCUCUUAAAUAUGAGUCUCUAUAACUGGAUCUCAUUCCAUGUUUCUUGUAAUAAUGCCCAUUGAAGCAUCAUUUACAAUUAACUCCAAUUCAUUUAGGUCUUGGAUUAGCCACAAACGCUGGCCAGUUUUUUUUUUUUUUUCCUUCAAUAUAUAGUGUGUAUACACCCUGUUCCAAAUUAAUAUGCAAAUGUAUUUUUCUAAUUUACUUAAAUAAUUGAUGUAAAUAACAAUCAGCAUAAUUCUCAUGUUAUCAAUUCUCAUGUUAUGAGCUUGAAAAAGACCUUUCCGGUCGAAACGUUGCGUUGCAUUCAGUCAUAAUAAAUCUGCCUGCGGCUUGAAGUUGG